GGAAAAUGCUGCUCCGCUGAUCCAGAAACAAGACUACCACGAGAGCUGCGCGGCGUGCAAGAUUGAACACAUGAGGGAUUCUGAUGAAGGGAUUCCAUUCAAGCUUCUCAUUUUGGUCUGGCUCAUCACUCUCGCUGCAGGGAAAUUUGUCUCUUUUUUGGAGGUCAAGAAAAUGUUAUUUGUCUUCUGCAAUUUGUGUAAUGUCUUCCACUAUUUAUUGAUAUUUUACUUUGAGUUGUGUUUCGGAUGGGGACAUGAUGCAUUGUGUUAGAGCUAUCCCCAACCACCUCUAGUAUGCCUUGAAUAAGUGUCAUUAUUAGCAAAAGUGGGAGUAAGUGUCAUUUUCUACCCUAAUUCAAAUUUACUUAUUCCAUUUAUUGUGUUACUCAAUAUGAUGUAGAUUAAUACUCAGAAAAACUGUUAAAAUUGUAUUGUUGAAAAGUAUUAUCAUGAAUUUUUAGAAGUGAUAAGAUAAGGAAUUUGCUUAAUGAACAAUAGGACUUGAUAAAAUAUGUUAUGAUCAGCAAAGGAAAAGUAGGAACCAAAUAUUUAUUGUUUGUAAAAUGGGUUGGGAAAUGGUUUUUGCAUUUUGGCUGAAGUUGGUUUUUUGCAAGAGCACUGACUUUUGCUGCAAUAAUCAUAAAAAAUUUGGAGUGCAGGGGUGGAGAUGGCGUUAGCUGGUAUAAUGUGAAGUGGAGAAAAAUUUCAUCACAUAUGGCUUAAAAUUUCAUGAUUAAACUUUGGCUUGUCUGAUAGUAUAAGAUAGUAGCAGCUUGUUACCAAUUUGCUUAGCUCAAUCUUUCCUUACUUGCUCUUUUACACUUUAUUUAUGCACAUUUAUGACGUUGAUAUUAAAUUCUUUCACUGUAUUCUAAUGACAUUUUAUGGUGCCGUUGACAGCUCUGCCAAUAUCGUCUCUUUUCCCUUUCCUAUAUUUUAUGAUAAGAGAUCUCCAUAUUUCAGAAAAGGAGGAAGACAUAAGUUACUAUGCUGGAUAUGUCGGAUCGUCUUUCAUGCUUGGGAGAGCUUUGACUUCUUUUCUCUGGGGGCUCAUAGCUGAUAAAUAUGGUCGGAAACCAGUCAUAAUGUUUGGCACAUUUAUAGUGGCUAUAUUCAAUACAAUUUUUGGUGUUAGCGUAAACUUUUGGAUGGCCAUUAUUACAAGGUUCCUUCUUGGAAGUUUAUGUGGAACGCUUGGACCUUUAAGGGCAUAUGCUUCUGAAAUCUGUCGUAAAGAGCACCAAGCUUUGGGGAUGUCAGUUAUUAGCACAUCCUGGGGCAUAGGCUUGGUCAUCGGUCCUGCUGUCGGAGGCUUUCUUGCACAGCCUGCUGAAAAAUAUCCACAAAUCUUCUCCGAAAAAUCCAUCUUUGGAAGGUUUCCAUACUUUUUACCUUGUCUAGUGAUCUCAGCAUUUGCUUUGGUGGCGUCUAGUCUCUGCCUCUGGCUCCCCGAAACAAUUCAUUUCCAUAACAAAGAAAACAUAGCACAGACUAGGGAAGGCAACGCUUAUGAGUCCAUUGAGUCGUAUAAAGUGGAAGUUUCUGAGCUCAAACGUACAGUCUCUCAGAAAAGCCUCUUAAGAAAUUGGCCCUUGAUGUCUGCUAUUAUUGUGUACUGUGUUUUCCAGCUUCAUGAUAUGGCCUAUAGUGAGAUAUUCUCUUUGUGGGCUGUCAGCUCGAGGAGGCUCGGGGGGUUGCAUUUUGACUCGGCAGAUGUUGGUGCAGUUCUUUCGAUCACAGGUGUUGGUAUGCUCAUCUUUCAGCUCUCCGUAUAUACCUGGAUUGAGAGAAUACUUGGACCUGUCAUGGUCUCUCGUAUAGGAUCUGUCAUUUCGAUACCGUUGCUAACAACCUACCCAUUUUUAGCCAAUUUAUCGGGUCUCAUCCUCUUAUUACUUAUUAAUUUUGCUUCAAUGUUCAAGAACGUGCUCGCUAUAUCCAUCACGACAGGCCUGUUAGUUCUUCAAAAUAGAGCUGUGACAAAAGAGCAAAGAGGAGCUGCAAACGGCAUAUCCAUGACAGCCAUGUCUCUCUGUAAAUCUAUCGGUCCUGCAGCCGGAGGUUCCCUACUCUCCUAUGCUCAAGGCCGUCUAGAUACAGACUUCUUACCAGGUGUUCACCUAGUUUUCUUCGUGUUAAACGUGGUUGAGUUUGUUGGAUUCGUAAUGACCUUCCAUCCAUUUCUUGUCGUCCCCGACGAUGACGUGUGUUCGAGUUCAGCCGGUGACCAGGAAAGUCUCUUGAGCUGAUCGGAACAGUAUCUUCUUCCAUGGUGUAGUUUAUAGUGUGCAUCUGUUCUAAAAAAUGAAGCUUAGUGGAGUAAAGAUAAAGAGAACUGUGAAUAGAAAAGGUAUCAAUUUUUUGGCAUGUUUGAUCUUGUACCAUCUCAUCAAUAAAUACGUAGCUCUUAUAGUGUUUCAAUAAAAUAGUGCGCAUUUAUUUA
This is a messenger RNA of Salvia splendens (bonfire salvia), 2443 nucleotides long. Its product is annotated as protein ZINC INDUCED FACILITATOR-LIKE 1. The record is from RefSeq and is a predicted model, not a curated record. The coding region runs from base 885 to 2249 and encodes 454 amino acids. Gene Ontology annotation, biological process: transmembrane transport. Lineage: Eukaryota; Viridiplantae; Streptophyta; Magnoliopsida; Lamiales; Lamiaceae. The transcript has 17 exons. Gene Ontology annotation, molecular function: transmembrane transporter activity.